GACGACCUUGACCAGAUUCGGAAAGGACUGAAAAUCGAUUGGAAAGCAAAAUUGUACUCAACACUCAAAUCACGUCGAAGUGAACGUACCUCCAUGUGCAGCCAUCAGAUUCACAGCAAUACAGUCGUGGCUUCUUCCUCCAAGAAGGAGGUUUGGCAUGGCUCUGCACAUCCGGUGCUCGUCUGUCGAGAUCCGAUCCGCUCAUCAUGAACAAAUUCUUCCACCAUUGUCGACACUGGUAGCGGGCUAUGAGUCUGCGACUGAGAGACCUAGCGGGCUCUUCUCCCCAUCGCAAAUGAGAACAAUCUGCAUUCGAUUUGUGUGACCGAUGAACGGAAUCAUGUAUAUACUUGAAGAAGGGUUAUUGUGUUUUGGUGUUCUCGGCGUGUGAUAUAAUCAACACGAAGUGCAACGGAUAACAACAUGCUCGCUUCAGAUACUCCAGUAAUCAAAUUCAGGAUUCAGAUGCCCUCUGUAGGCAUCGCUGUACUACGUGAGUUGUCGGGCCCUCAGUAUACUAGUAUACUGCUUGGAUCUGUCUGGUACGUUAGGAUUUAGUUUUUUUUGAAAAGAUGAAAUUUUGGGAGUAGAUGAAUAAAAAUUUACAUUUUUCUGGUGAGAAUAAUAAUAACUAGACUAAAUAAAAAAAUGACUAGUUAGAAUCCAUGUUAGAUACCCUUUUGCUCGAGGUAGUGUUUUUACUCG
Molecule: messenger RNA, 705 nt
Organism: Marchantia polymorpha subsp. ruderalis
Lineage: Eukaryota; Viridiplantae; Streptophyta; Marchantiopsida; Marchantiales; Marchantiaceae
Source: the annotation of a GenBank genome assembly